UCACACAGGAAACACAUUUUCCGAUCUGUAUAGUUUUCAUCGCCGUAUUCAAAACACCGCAGAUUUUUGGCUGCACUGCAAGAAUUACAGGGUGAUGAAGACCAAAAAGGAGGCAGAGGAGAUGCCCGGAGUCACUGUGAAUCGUUUUUCUGAAGACGCUCCGUCCACCGGGAGGUCCAAGAAUGGAUAUGUUUUCCAAGAGAUGGAGCUGAAGGACGGGGAACAGGAGAACUGUGAACAGGACUCACCCACCAAGGAUCACAUCUAUGACAACCAGAUCCAGAUCAGUGUUUCAGAUCCUGAAUCUCCAGGGUUUGGGCUUCUGAACACAACAAGAAAAUAUGUGAAGCCGAUGAACUUCCAGGAGGAAGUACGUGCCCACAGAGACCUGGACGGCUUCCUGGCCCAGGCGAGCAUCCUUUUGGAUGAGAAAGCUGCCACACUGGACGAGGUCCUGAAGCGAAUGCUAAUUCAUGUAGUGGAUGAAGGCCACGAGAGCUGCGAUCCUGACAAGGUCAUGAACUCGAUGUUCACAGACGCAGGAGGGAAGGAGUUUAAUGUUCACCUUCUGUCAGAGACCAUUCAGGGUGUGACGGCCACUUCCACUGGCAUUCGUUACCAGCAGUCCUGGCUCUGUAUUCUCUCCAGUGUGAAGAGCCUGCAGAGACGUCAUGUCUGCAUCGCCCGUCUGGAGAGGCCACAGAACUGGGGAGUCAACUGCUGCGAGGCCCGCUAUGUCAUCCUCAUCCUGGCCCCCCCUCGAACGAAAAGCACCAAGACAGCCAUCGAGCUUGGCAGAACAUUUGCCACGAUGUUCUCUGACAUUUCCUUCAGACAGAAGCUUCUGGAGGCCAAAACUCAGGAGGAGUUUAAACAGGAGCUGGUGUACCAGCGACAGCAGCUCUCUGUAAUCACUGAGAAGCCAGUCUUAGAGGAAGUGGAGGAGUCAGAUCCACGUAAAGGGAAACCACUCAAGUGCAAAGAUUUCUUUAAAGUUGGUAAAGGCAUUUAUGAUGAUCUGCGUCGCAGACUCCCCCUCUACCCCUCAGACUUCACAGAUGGUAUAACUGGAAAGGACCGCUGUCUACUGAAGUACACUACCACUGCCAUUUUCCUCUACAUCGCCAUUCUGCUGCCUGCCAUCGCCUUUGGCUCACUGAAUGAUGAAAGCACGAGAGGAGAGAUAGAUGUUCAGAAGACCAUUGUCGGUCAAAGCAUUGGAGGAGUGAUCUAUUCUUUGUUUGCCGGCUCACCACUCGUCAUUCCACUGACCACUGCACCUCUGGCUAUCUUCAUAAGUGUGAUCAGGGGAAUCUGCGACGACUACGACCUUGACUUUGACGCUUUCUAUGCCUGCAUUGGUUUAUGGAACAGUCUGUUCCUCAUCCUCGGAGGCUUAUUCAAUGUCAGCCUGUUUAUGAAGCUCUUCAAACGCUCGACAGAAGAAGUUAUUGCGCUGUUCAUCUCCAUAGCGUUUGUCGGGGAUGCAGUGAAAGGCACCAUCAAAAUUUUUCACCACUUCUACCACGGGCCCAUACUGGCGACCACAAACAGCACGGUGGUGCUUCAGCAGAUUAAAGAGAUUCUAGAGAAGGCGAACAACCAGACGGGAAACAUGCUCGAGUAUCAUAACGAGACCGCGCCGCUGAUGGGACACGCAGAGGAACACAUGUCAGUCUUCCUGCCCGAGUCUCUGGUGGUGACCACAAGGGAAAGACCCAUCCUCUGUCUGCUGCUCAUGCUGGGGACUCUGUGGCUGGGCUACGCCCUCUACCUCAUCAAGAGGAGCCCGUAUCUGAAUGACAAAAUCAGAGAGGUGGUGUCUGACUGCGCUCUGCCGAUCUCUGUGGUGAUAUUCUCCUUCAUUGGCUCCUACCUCUUCCUUGACAUACAGCUUCCUGUGUUCAGUGUCCACGAUGGCCCUGUCUUCAACUUCCCUCCAUUUGAUAAGCUGUCAGGACUGAACACGCUGAGCGCAGUCGGACUGGGUUUCCUCCUCGCUUUGCUCAUCUUUAUCGACCAGAACAUCGUCAUCUCACUCACGCACGUACCAGAACACAAGUUGCUAAAAGGCACAGCGUUCCACUGGGACUUAAUGCUGACUGGCUUCAUCAACAUCCUCAUGUCCUGUCUGGGGUUGCCAUGGAUGCACGCUGCCUUCCCACAUUCCUCCCUGCACGCCCGUCAGCUGGCCAAAGUGGAACAGCACGUAGAGAACGGACACCUCUACACGACAAUUGUCAGUGUGAAGGAGACACGUCUGACCUCGCUGGCAGCUAACAUCCUGAUCGGCCUGUCUGCGUUCAUGCUGCCCAUUCCCCUGCAGUGGAUCCCCAAGCCCGUCCUCUACGGCCUCUUCCUCUACAUCGCAGCCACUUCGCUUGAUGGGAACCAGAUGGUGGACCGCAUGGCCCUGCUGCUGAAGGAACAGACCUCUUAUCCUCCCACUCACUACAUUCGCCGCGUGCCUCAGAGGAAGGUCCACUACUUCACAGGGGUUCAGAUGAUCCAGCUGAUCAUCCUGUGUGCAUUUGGGAUGUAUCCGCUGCCCUACAUGAAGAUGGUCUUCCCUCUUCUGAUGAUCCUGCUGGUGCCUAUCAGGACCAGCCUGCUUCCCAGAAUAAUUGAUGCCAAGUACCUGGACAUCAUGGACGCCCAGCACAUGUAGAGCAAAAGAGCACACGUGAUGAAAGGAUUGUCUUUCUCCAGCUGGAAGGAAACAGACUGAGAACUUGAUGAUUGUGUUAAUAACUCAACAAAAUGCAUUUGGACUGCAGGAUUUGGAUGCGUCCGGUGACCAGACGAAUUUUGCCCCUCACUCUCACUGUUUAUCACACAUCUACCAUCAGUAUAGCUGAUAAUUUAACAUCUAACAUUCCUGCAUCUUCAUUCUGUUUCACUUCUUUUUUCACACACAUCUGCCCUGAACUGAGUAAAUGUCAGACAUUUUUGUGAUAUUUAAUUUCGCUUAAUUUAGGCAUCUUGUCGUUUGAUAGAGAGCUGCUUGGUCUGCUUGUGUUAAAAGUGUGGAUGAGGGGAUUUCAGGGUUUUUCUCAAUCAUUUAACAAGUUGAGAGCAGAUCUGUCACUGAUGAAAAUAUGCAGAGUGAAGUUGUCACCUCACAUUAAUCAGUCAUACUGAAGUCAGGUGUCACAAGAAAGGUGUUCUAGUUGUUUAGAUGUUAAAAAAAAAUGCUAUUUUUAUUCUGCAGAGAAGCAUAAUGUGAUAAAGUAUGUUAGGAUAAAGCUAAUUUGUACUGUGCAUUGUAAAGUUUGGAUUAAAUCAAACUGUUGUUACACAAUUAAAGACCUUUAAAGGAACUGAAUGGACAUUUUUUAUUAUAGUGGCCCUCCUUGAUAUUAAAGGCACUUAACAUGUGCCACCUGUCACUGAUACAGUGGGUAAGAGGAGAGCAGCUUCUCAAUCACACACAGCAUCAGCACAUCCUCACUGAGCUGAGGGGGGCUGUAUGACUGUUAAAUCCCUCCAAUAGAUGGCAGUAGAAGCUCAUCUUCAGGUUGGUUUGAGUUCAGACUUGAGUGAUGAUAGACGUGUGCUCACUAGUUCUUACAGAAAAAGAUGAGGCAGACACAUAUCAUCCGGUAUAAUAAACUGAGAAGAUGAUGUGGAUAGAUAUCUCAAAACUGACCGCUUUUGGAUGUUCUGUUGCAAGGGCGUUGGACUUGUUUUAAUAUUGGGAGACACACAUAUGAAAUUUUGAGCUUGAAACAUUUAAAUUUCCUGUAUUUUGGUGAUUUCCAUGCACCAAUUUUUGCCUUGUCUGCAUCCGUGUUAUGGUGUAAGUGUAUUUAAUUUUGUCCAAAUAAAAGUUAUCUGCUAUGGUCA
Molecule: messenger RNA, 3846 nt
Organism: Plectropomus leopardus (leopard coralgrouper)
Lineage: Eukaryota; Metazoa; Chordata; Actinopteri; Perciformes; Serranidae
Product: solute carrier family 4 member 11-like
Biological process (GO): monoatomic anion transport; transmembrane transport; monoatomic ion homeostasis
Cellular component (GO): basolateral plasma membrane; plasma membrane
Molecular function (GO): solute:inorganic anion antiporter activity
Source: RefSeq, a predicted model, not a curated record